AAAUGAGGCAGCGCACUGCGUAAAGGAUGAUGGUACGUGACAACAGUAAACAAAGAUGGCCGCAUAAAACGCAAGACGCGUCCGUAUAAGAACUCGCAAAAUACUGCACAAGUUCUACCUCUUCCCGCCAUAUUAUCAUGGCUAAUACCUACAGACUCAGUUCAUAAUCUUAUUUCGCAAGAUCUAAGCUAGUUUCUGUGGCAAUUUGGUGAAAGGAUGCCGAAGAAAGCUGCAAAAGGAAAGAAGAAGAAAAAAAAGAGCAAGCCCAUCGAGAAUGUCAGUACGGAGCUUGGCAAAGUUCCAAACCGAAUUAUGGUGCAGCAAAUGGCUUCUCCUACACUCAGCCCAGCGGCUAGCAGAGCUGGAACUGCCAGAGAGCGGCUUGCAGAGGCCCUUCACGAAGCAGAAAUGAGAAAGCAAAGGAGGUUUAUGCAGGGCAAGGUUGGCGCGAGAGCAUACCAGCAUCUAACGCCACAAGAGAUCAGAGACCUCAAGCUAGUUUUUGACACGUUUGAUACUGACAAAAGCGGGUCUAUAGAUGGCAGAGAGCUGCGGAAGGCAAUGCGCACACUUGGGUUCAAGAUUUCCAAGGAAGGCAUCGCUGGCAUGAUAGCUGACCUUGAUGCAGAUCAGUCUGGUCGUAUUGAGUUUGACGAGUUCUUGGAUUUUAUUAUUUCUAAGCAGAGUGACGGGCGUGAUGUUCAUGAUGAAAUAGUCCAGGGGUUCAAGAUGUUUGACACAGAUCAAUCAGGUCGAAUCACUCUAGAGAACCUAAAGCAAGUGUCUCGCAUGUGUGGUGUGAAGCUGAAUGAGACUGAACUGAAAGAGAUGAUACUAGAAGCAGACAAGGAUGGAGACAGCAGCAUAGAUCAGGAUGAAUUCAUUAACAUGAUGCUGAAAACAAAUCUGUUUCCUUGAUGUAUUAGUUCAGCUUUGUGGAAAAGGUGUAGGGUUGGGCGUCCUUUGUGCAAGGAGUGCCAUUAGCACAGACAGGAAGGAGACAUCCAAUAUUGGUAGGCUUUAAGAUGCCACCAUGUGACUGGUUCCUCUCUUGUACAGUAUAACAAGAAUUGAGCGGGACAGAAAGGAAAAAUAGUACAGCAGAAAAAGUUUUAUUGACCCAAACUGAUCUUUUCUUGGAACAGUAAGACAGCACCUAGAUGGGAUAAGCACAUGUUUCUGUAGCCUGUGUUACAGUUAAACUAAACUAGAUUCAGUCCGUCUUUACCUAGUUUACUUUGGCUGUAACGUAGGCUAACGUUUUUGUUGAAACACACAGUUGUACAUUGAAUAUCCAUCUAACAUAACUUACCACAUAGUUGUCCCCUAGUUUUACUUCAAAAGGAUCAUCCUCCAUCUCAAGAACAAUAUUCUUCAUUAAAAAAAGAAAAAAAACUAAUGUAAGAUAAACAUUUAUAAAAAUUAUCCAGUGAGAGGAUCUACUACAAUUUUCUUUAUUAUUUCUGACAGGUCUAAUGCAAGCUCAACAUAAGUAGAAAAUCAAUCAACUGGUGAUCCAAAUUAUCAGUAGAUAAUAAAAUGUCGGAUAUGUCUGUUCUAUUCUUAGUGCAGCAUCAUAAAGAAGAUCAAUUUUAUACCUUAAGGCCCUAGAAGUAGAUGUAAAGGAAUGUCCUAAAUGUAUAGUUGUUAUAAAAAAUACAUACAAUGACCCCGAACAUUCACUGCACACUGUUUAAAACAAGACUUGAAAAUACCUGAAAAGGUACCUCACAAGAGUUGUUUAAAUGUGAGUGGAGAUGUGCAUGCAUUGGUUUCCUAAUCCUUUGCUAAAUUUACAUUGGCUAUUAGAUUGUGCAAGUAUGUUCUUGGACUGUCAUGACGAGCCCAUGAUGGUCACAACUGUAAUUGUAAGAAUGGUUGCCAACAAAAUAUAAAGAGAUGUGAUCAAUGCAGAAUAAAACAAGCCAGAAUGUA
Nematostella vectensis (starlet sea anemone) is the source of this 1935-nucleotide messenger RNA. RefSeq names its product caltractin. Gene Ontology annotation, molecular function: calcium ion binding. The record is from RefSeq and is a predicted model, not a curated record. Gene Ontology annotation, cellular component: centriole; centrosome. The transcript has 5 exons. Bases 217 to 918 code for a protein of 233 amino acids. Gene Ontology annotation, biological process: centriole replication; mitotic cell cycle. NCBI's taxonomy places the organism in Eukaryota, Metazoa, Cnidaria, Anthozoa, Actiniaria, Edwardsiidae.